Molecule: messenger RNA, 2693 nt
Organism: Notechis scutatus (mainland tiger snake)
Lineage: Eukaryota; Metazoa; Chordata; Lepidosauria; Squamata; Elapidae
Gene: DNAJC3
Product: DnaJ heat shock protein family (Hsp40) member C3
Biological process (GO): protein folding in endoplasmic reticulum
Cellular component (GO): endoplasmic reticulum
Molecular function (GO): misfolded protein binding; protein-folding chaperone binding
Source: RefSeq, a predicted model, not a curated record
CCAGGGGGAUCCUGGUUUAGAACGUUAAAAGAGUUUCCAGAGUUCUCCGAGGUAAACUUUCCAAGCGGGUUUAGGUGGUUGCGCGCACGGGAGAGUCUGCGGGCCCGUCAUGGUUUCUCCCCAGAGUUGUCUUCACAAGCUCGGCUCGACGCUUCCGUUGCUGUUGGUGCUCUGGGAUCUCCACUAUGAGGGAGUACAAUGUGGCAUAAAUGCAGAAGUGGAAAAGCAGCUUGAAUUGGGAAAAAAGCUGCUGGCAGCUGGGCAGCUGGCAGAUGCUUUGUCCCAUUUCCACGCUGCCAUAGAAGGAGAUGCCGAUAACUACCUUGCUUAUUACAGAAGAGCCACAGUAUAUCUAGCCAUGGGCAAAUCAAAAGCUGCCAUUCGUGAUUUAAGCAGGGUAGUUGAAUUAAAGCAGGAUUUCACAUCGGCACGACUACAAAGAGGCCAUUUGCUGCUUAAGCAGGGAAAGUUGGAUGAAGCUGUAGAAGAUUUUGAAGGCGUGCUCCUGUCUAAACCCAGUGAUAAAGAAGAAGGAGAAGCCCGUGCUCAGUUGUUGAAGUCAGAUGAGGCUCGGCAGCUGCGUUCCCAAGCACAGUCUGCCUUUCUCGAAAAAGAUUACUACACUGCUAUCACGCUCUUGGAUAAAAUUCUAGAAGUUUGUGUUUGGGAUGCGGAUAUGCGGGAACUUCGAGCUGAAAGCUACAUUAAAGAAGGGGAGCCGGGGAAGGCGAUCAGUGACUUGAAGGCUGCUGCCAAAUUGAAGAGCGAUAACACUGAAGCUUUCUAUAAAAUCAGCACAAUAUACUAUGAAUUAGGGGAUCACGAAAUGUCCCUAAGUGAAGUGCGGGAAUGUCUGAAACUGGACCAAGAUCACAAGGAGUGUUUUUCUCACUACAAGCGAGUAAAGAAGCUCAACAAGCAGAUUGUUUCAGCAGAAGAGCUCAUCCAGGAAAGAAGGUACCAGGAAGCCACUGAGAAGUAUGAGGCUGUUAUGAAGAUGGAGACAAAUGUUCCUAUCUACACUACUCGAGCCAAAGAGAGAAUCUGUCAUUGCCUUUCAAUGAAUCAACAGACAACAGAAGCCAUUAAUGCUUGCACAGAAGUUCUGCAGCUCGAGCCAGAAAAUGUGAAUGCCCUCAAAGAUCGAGCUGAAGCAUACUUGCUAGAAGAAAUGUAUGAAGAAGCUAUCCAGGACUAUGAAACUGCUAAACAAUACAGCGAUAAUGACCAGCAGAUUCUGGAAAGCCUUGAGAAAGCCCAGCGGAUGCUCAAGCAGUCUCAAAAAAGGGACUACUAUAAAAUCUUAGGAGUUAAAAGGAAUGCUAGAAAACAGGAAAUCAUAAAAGCCUACAGGAAGCUGGCAAUGCAGUGGCACCCAGAUAAUUUUCAGAAUGAAGAAGAGAAGAAGAAAGCAGAGAAGAAGUUUAUUGAUAUUGCAGCUGCCAAAGAAGUCCUCACAGAUCCAGAAAUGCGGAGUAAGUUUGAUGCCGGAGAAGACCCCCUGGAUGCCGAGAGCCAGCAAGGGGGAGGUCACCCUUUUCACCGAUCUUGGAAUUCCUGGCAAGGCUUUGACCCUUUCAGUUCCGGGGGACCUUUCCAGUUUAAAUUCCAUUUCAAUUAGAACUGCUCUACUCUUAUUAUUUUAUUUUUCCUUUUGCAUCUGGCAAUCUGCAUUUUUUUUUCUAGAUAACUUAAAAUUACCAUCUAGUCUUUGAACAGUAAUGAAAGCCAGGGGUGGGUUUUUUGGGGGGUGAUAGUUCAAAAGGGAUAGCAAAAUCCAGCCAUAUCAAUAAUACCAAACUGUUUGAAAGUUCCGGGCCUCCAACUCAAGACAAACCCAUGUUUGAGAAAAAACUGACUCAAAAAAGCACUUUAAAGUUUACUAAACCAUUGGGGCCCUUUUGUGGAAAUUAAUCCCUUGAAACAGCAAAAUUUACUCCAACUUUAGUUACCACAAGAGGAAAUGCUAAAGUCUAAAGUGACUGUUGGAAGUAUGACAUGUCUGCAAGAUAUGACAAUUUACAUCAUACGGACAUUGGUCAUUGCAGCCAGCUUGUAGAGAGUUUAAGUUGUUCUGAUUAAUGUUACAAGGACCAUUUUCUCUGAUUAAAACCUCUCCUGGUUGCUUUUAAAGAAUUAAACAGAAUUAAAAUUUUAGCCAGGGGGCAGAGAACCAUUUUCCAUUGAAAAUUUGCUUGACAUUUGAGCAGGAUAUUGGCUGGAAUAAGUAGAACUUUGUUUUGCUCUUGAAGAUAAUUCUUGUUUUAAAGGGUGGUAGAUGAUCAUCCUCUUCACAGCUACUAUAUGCAUGUCUGUUGUUGCACAGACUAAUAACUCAUGGAUCCAAUUGAAAGUGUUUUCGUGCAACCAAAAUCUGAUAUUGUGGACUGUUUUCAGAACGGAGCCUGGAGUCAUCUUGGGAUGCAAUAUUGAACUUGCCUUUCUUUCACAUCCCGUCUUUUUCCAGAACGUGGUUUUGAACACUUAUCAAAUGAUAUUCAUCUUUCACCUCGCUUGUUUCUCAUUAAUAACGCAUGUUACGCCCCAGUCUAUUUCAAUGCAAGUCUCCAAACAUCUGAAAAAUUAGUGGUUGAAUCUCACUAGCUUUUGGGUGUGAUGUUCUUUAGGAAUGCUUUUGAAAUGAUUUGGAUUUGUCUCAAAAUAUGCCACGAUGGACGCUUGUUGAGUGAGCA